CAGUUUGUUUGGCGGGAUGCUUUAAUGAUUCAACCUAACGACUUUUCUAAAGUCAUAAUGAUAGAGCUUACGACACUUUUCGAACAGAAUAUUGUCGGUACAGUCAACGACUAGGACUCGUGGAGCGAUACUCGGGUGAAGCUGCCUCCCCGAAACACCGCAACCCUUCAUACAUUAUGCAGGCUUUUGUACCCAAGGCUCGUCGUCCCAAAUUCGAGCUUCGCCUCAAGAUCUUAGAUCUCAACAAUGUCCCCCUGGUCUCAGGAACCUCUUAUGUGAAAUGGCACCUUCCCCUGUCGACGUCCGCGGAGCACCGUGGCCGAACUUCAAAGAGUAUGAUCAAGGAGCAUAAGGUGAUCUGGGACUAUGAGAAGACUUUACAUGUCCGGCUAGUCGUAGAUAAACAUGGGAUGCUACAAUCUUCCGAGAUUCAUUUUGAAGUUGUCCAAGUAUAUGCUUCUGGAAGCAAGGGAGAGAGCAUCACGCUUGGGCUCGUGAAGCUCAAUCUAGCCGAGUACGUCGCAGAAAGCGACACCAAUGAUGAAUCAGCUAUGGUUCGACGAUAUCUCAUGCAAGACAGCAAGAUAAAUAGUACUCUAAAGAUCUCCAUUUACAUGAAACUUCUUGAGGGCGAGAAGAACUUUAUUGCUCCACCAUUGAGAUCAGCACCGGUGUUUGGCGGUAUCGCUGGCAUCAUUGCCAACGAGCAAAGCGAGCAACAGGACGAGCGUGGGCAAAUCCCGUCCAUCGCCAAAUCCCGCGAGACUGAGGCACAACAAGACAUAUACCGUCAGACUCUGGCCGCGUGGUGGUCAGCGCCAGCCAAUGAGUUGCCCGCUGAUCAGUGUGUCGAGAAUAUCUUUGCGGGUGGUACAGGUUGGGAGAGAAAACCCACGCAUCGAAGUCAGCGAAGCAAGACCAGUAUUGGAGAGAGCAGCGACUCAAUGAGCGAUGGUGAAGGAAGAAGAUCUAGCCGCCACCGGCGCGACAAUUCCGGCUUCGGCGCUUCCAGCGUAAAGUCAAACUCUCGGCUGGAUGCUGAAGGUGAUGCCACGACAACUUCCGCUAGUCAGCAGAGCAGUGGCCCACCAAGGCUAGGACGGCAGGCUCGCAAUGUUGUUGAUGAAUUUGAUGCUCGUGAAGAUUUGCGGAGUUGGCAAAUUCCAUCGCACGAUUGACCUAUUUUGCCAGAUGAAUAUACCACAACCAUGUCCGCUAUUAUAAUUUUAUUACUCAACACUUACCUCUAUUCCCGAAUUUCC
Messenger RNA from Xylona heveae TC161, 1262 nucleotides. RefSeq lists its product as hypothetical. Bases 177 to 1178 code for a protein of 333 amino acids. The record is from RefSeq and is a predicted model, not a curated record. Lineage: Eukaryota; Fungi; Ascomycota; Xylonomycetes; Xylonales; Xylonaceae. The transcript is spliced from 7 exons.